Molecule: messenger RNA, 491 nt
Organism: Ipomoea triloba (trilobed morning glory)
Lineage: Eukaryota; Viridiplantae; Streptophyta; Magnoliopsida; Solanales; Convolvulaceae
Product: kirola-like
Exons: 2
Coding region: 29-478 (149 amino acids)
Biological process (GO): defense response
Source: RefSeq, a predicted model, not a curated record
UCUUUGAUAUAGCUUUGUUAGUUAUAAGAUGGGUCUAAAAGGAAAGGUUCUUGUCCAGGUAGAGAUCAGCUUCCAUGGAGACAUUUAUCAUCAACUCUUUAGUGAGAGACCACAUCACAUCCCCUCCAUGUGCAAAGGUAUUCAUGGUGUUGAAGGCCAAUGGGGAACUGUGGGCUCUAUCAUCACCUGGAAAUUUAGUCAUGAUGGGAAAACCAAGACUGCAGAGGAAGUCAUUGAGGCCAUAGAUGAGAAGGAGAAAUUGGUGAAAUUCAAAGUGAUUGGAGGUGAGAUCUUGGAAGAUUAUAAGAGUUUCAUCAUAACAUGUGAAGUUCAUACUGAUGGUGAUAACCAUUUGGUGACAUGGACUAUUGAGUAUGAAAAGGUGAAAGAGGAAAUUCCUGAGCCAUUAUCUUAUCUGGAAUUUCUUCUUGAUAUUACCAAAGAUAUGGAGGAUCACCAUGCCAACUUGAAGCCAUAAAUAUGAAAUAAUA